This is a messenger RNA of Penicillium cinerascens, 495 nucleotides long. Its product is annotated as MARVEL domain-containing protein. The record is from RefSeq and is a predicted model, not a curated record. The coding region runs from base 1 to 495 and encodes 164 amino acids. Gene Ontology annotation, biological process: protein localization to plasma membrane; eisosome assembly. Gene Ontology annotation, cellular component: eisosome; plasma membrane. The transcript is spliced from 3 exons. NCBI's taxonomy places the organism in Eukaryota, Fungi, Ascomycota, Eurotiomycetes, Eurotiales, Aspergillaceae.
AUGAAGAUUAUUACUGCCAUUGCCCGUGCGGCUCAACUCCUUUUCAGCAUCGUCGUCCUUGGUCUGUCCGUCACACUCGCCAAAGGUCAAGGUUUUGGUAGCGCCCCAGCACAGACUGGCUAUGCUGCAUUUACCGGUGCUUUUGGAAUCAUCGCCGCUCUCCUCGGCAGUGUCGCACUCUUCGUCGACAAGUCAGACGGCGUCAUCACCUGGCUUGUCGAUGGAGUGGCGUCUCUUGCACUUCUCGCUGGUGGCAUUGUAUUUGCCGUUACUCUCAAGGGUGUUCACUGUGGGGAUGAAUGGACAACCUUUAACAAUGUCCUCCUCAAUGGAGGAUGCUGGUCCGAUAACCAAGGUGACAAGGGUUGCUGGUGGGGGAAGGAUGAGCUGCAUAGCCGAUGUGUCUCUGCUGAAGCCGAUACUGCAUUUAUGUUCCUGGGCUUCAUCGCUUGCAUUGGUGCCCUGAUCGGGUCCUUCCUCUCCGGCCGCCGUUGA